This is a messenger RNA of Pieris rapae (cabbage white), 629 nucleotides long. RefSeq names its product male-enhanced antigen 1. The record is from RefSeq and is a predicted model, not a curated record. The coding region runs from base 160 to 615 and encodes 151 amino acids. NCBI's taxonomy places the organism in Eukaryota, Metazoa, Arthropoda, Insecta, Lepidoptera, Pieridae. Gene Ontology annotation, biological process: spermatogenesis. The transcript is spliced from 3 exons.
AUAAUAUUAUGAUAGUUCUGAUAAUCUUUGCUAAUAUAAUUAAAUAACUAAAGAUAAUAAACAAAGCUAAAGUUGAAAUUGUUUCGAAUUGGCAAUACAUGAGGAGAAAAUAUUAAAACAAAAGUGAAAUUUUAAAAGUGUAUUAAAAACAACUUUGCAAUGGUUUGCCAAGGCCCUGAACCGCCAGAUAACUCUGCACAAAACUUAACGCCGCCCCCUAGACACGAGUUGGUAACAAAUGGGCAUGAAGAUAGCGAUGAUGAACAAAACGAACACUUUGGAUACGAGCCGUUACCUCAAGGUCCCGAAGCAGUACAUUCUGAUCGUGAUAGUGAUGACGACUGUGGCGUAAAUGAAGCUCAGCCAGGAGAAACCCCACCUGACAUUCCCCCUAUUGAACCUAUGGAGAGUAUACUAGCUAGAGAGGUAUGGUGUGCACCAAGAACUUCAGAUCCUAUACAGAUGGACAAUGAUAGAGCUCAACAGGUAAUGUUGGCUAUGGCCAAUUUUGCUUUACCUCAGACAUCCAUUCCUGAAUGGGCUCAAAGUAUAACCGAAGAACAAUGGAAGCAAACAUUACAAGAUAGAAUAGAAAAACUAAGAGAAAAUAGAUAAAACAAUCAAAACUA